AUGGCAAUGUGGAGGCGACGACAGCGUGGAUUGGGCGUGAGGGUACAUUUGUCUUCAUCUUGUCUCCAACGCUGGACGCGCGCGUUUUCUGCAUGGCUCACCUCAAUCUGGCAAACUGGGCUGCCCCACUUGCACUUAUGCUUUGAGCCGUGCGCACCCCGCCAACGUCAGACACAACUUUACGGACUUGGCCAUGCUACACCCAUGCACAAGCCUCUUGGGCAGAAUGAUCGUGGAGAAUUAAGACUUGUAGUGAGAGACAGAGAAUUAUUCCCUUUCGCGUUUAAGAAAAUCAUUAUCGCUAUGCAAAAACAACAUGCCUCAAUGCCUCCUCCCCAUUAA
Messenger RNA from Bipolaris zeicola 26-R-13, 342 nucleotides. RefSeq lists its product as uncharacterized. The transcript has a single exon. Bases 1 to 342 code for a protein of 113 amino acids. The record is from RefSeq and is a predicted model, not a curated record. Lineage: Eukaryota; Fungi; Ascomycota; Dothideomycetes; Pleosporales; Pleosporaceae.